Messenger RNA from Exophiala aquamarina CBS 119918, 2145 nucleotides. Its product is annotated as translocation protein SEC63. The transcript has 2 exons. The coding region runs from base 1 to 2145 and encodes 714 amino acids. Gene Ontology annotation, cellular component: Sec62/Sec63 complex. NCBI's taxonomy places the organism in Eukaryota, Fungi, Ascomycota, Eurotiomycetes, Chaetothyriales, Herpotrichiellaceae. Gene Ontology annotation, molecular function: RNA binding; transmembrane protein transporter activity. The record is from RefSeq and is a predicted model, not a curated record. Gene Ontology annotation, biological process: SRP-dependent cotranslational protein targeting to membrane; post-translational protein targeting to endoplasmic reticulum membrane.
AUGUCUUCCGAGUACAACUAUGAUGACCAGGGUCAAUUCUUCCCUUUCUUCAUGCUGACCAUGGUUGGCUUGGUCACUGUUCCUCUUACCUACAAUGUCUUCAAACCCUCCACAGAUCUGGAGCAAACCGCUGCACGAAUAGAUUCAGACUUCAAACCCAAAGAUGCCGACCUGAUUGAAGCCCAAAGGAAGAGACGUAAGAGGAAGAAUCGCAAGACAAAGAGAAUUAUCACCGUCAUUCUUGGCUAUACCUUCAUGGCCUACAUGGGCUACCUGAUCUACACCACCCAGCGAAUAGCGCCCAAGUUAUGGGAUCCUUACGACAUUUUGGGCGUCUCAAGGAGUGCAACAGAGAAACAGAUCGAUAAAUUCUACAGGAGACUCGCCAUUACGCACCACCCGGAUAAAGCCAAACCGGAUUCUGCCAAGAAUGAGACACUCGAAUGGAUCAACGAUCGAUGGGUUGAAAUGACAAAAGCCUACAAGGCUUUAACCGAUGAAGAAGUCAGGAACAACUACCUGCAGUACGGGAAUCCAGACGGAAAGCAGUCCACCAGCAUAGGAAUCGCUCUGCCUAAGUGGAUGGUUGAAGAGGGCAAUCGCUGGAUUGUUGUUGCCUUCUAUGGCAUCCUCUUGGGCAUCAUUCUGCCUUACACCCUGGGCAAAUGGUGGUACGGCACCCAAGCCCUCACCAAAGACAAAGUCCUACACGCCAGCGCUGGCAAUUUGUUUCGAGAGUGGCAGGAAGAGAUGUCAGAAGGCGAGGUCAUUGCAGCCACGAGUGUGGGUGAGGAAUUCAAAGAAACGCUGAAAGGAGCAAGAAGUGAUGCUGGUGCCGCUAAGGUCGAAACCAAGGUCCUCAACAGUUCCGUCUUGACUGCUGCAGACAAGGCAAGGCUGAAAGCAAUCGAUGACCCGGUACGACGAAAGACUUUGGCCUUACUAUGGGCCUACCUCGCUCACAUUGACCUUGAAGAUCCAGAAUUGGAAAGGGAGAAGUACGAGGUUGCCCCAACGGCUCUGGCUCUGAACAAUUCUUUCACCUCCAUCACUCUACCAUUCGGAGCUGUCAAUCCACUCCUGGCUUCCUACCACACAUCACAGAACAUUAUCCAAGCUGUACCUCCAAACUCUUCGCCCGUACUACAGUUGCCACAUUUCACUCCUCAAAUAAUCGAGAAGAUCUCUAAGGAGAAUCCUAAAACACCAAUUACCCUACCUAAACUAAUGGCAUUGCCACCAGCCAUUCGUCGCAAUCUCUGUUCCGACCUUUCUCAGGUUCAGUACGAUCAAGCCAUGAAGGUUGCAGCUCAAAUCCCUUACCUCCACGUUGAGAAGGCCUUCUUCAAGGUCGUGGGUGAGCGAGUAGUAACACCAUCAUCGCUGGUACAACUUGUUAUCAAAGCUCGCGUCAUUCCCCCAGGUACCAUGAAUGUUCCGGAGGUCAACACCCUCGAUCUUGAAGACAUUGACCCUGAAGAAGGCGAUCUCGAUGCUCUACACGGUCGCAAAUCAGCCAAGUCUAAACGUCGCAAACUCCCAGAUGGUCGAUAUAUUGAGGACGACAGCAUCCCUGGAUCUGUCCAACCUCCCCUCGCUCAUGCACCCUACUUUUCCGCAGAUCAUGCACCACGGUGGCAUGCGUUCCUUGCAGAGGCUCGUACAGGUAGAAUCUCCGUGCCACCGUUUACAUUCACUGCAUUUGAUAAGCCGAUUUUCAACGCUGACGGAUCACCAACAUUCAACGUCUUGACCUUCAAGUGCUCCUUCCAGGCACCUCCACAAGUCCACGCCUUCCCAUUCGUGAUGCAUCUCGUUUGUGACAGCUAUAUCGGACUGGAUUCGAAAGUGGAUGUCGUGUUGGAUGUCAAGGACGCAAGUGAAGCAAAUGUGGUCGAGAGCGACGAGGAUAUCAGCGAGCCCGAAGAAGAUUCACUAGCCGGCCAACUUCAGGCCAUGAAAACAGGCGGCCUCGCAGGCUCACCGACGGCGACGAAGAAGAAGAAGAAAAUGCCCCAAGCGGCUCCCGUUGCGGUUGCGCAGACCGCGGAAGCCGAUAGCGACGACAGUGACACCGAGGGCUCGGCUGAUGGCAGCGACACGUCUGAGACGGAUACCGAGACUGAGGACGAGGGUGAUGACUGA